AAAGCAGCCAAGGCAGGAGGGUUCUUGGAGCCCUGGGAUGGAGAAGGGAAGAGGAAUGCCACCUCUCCUGCCAAGGAGAGAAGGAGGACCACAGGGAGGCGGCUGCCUGCCAAAGUGCUCGGCACUGUGACUGAGCUGGUUUCUUUAAUGAAAGCCAGUAUUUCUUCAGAGAGCUGACCCAGCCUCCCUCCAGUGACUGAAAUCAAUAGAAACAGUCGGGCGAGGGGCCCGGGUGGGGGCAGGACACCCCCCCACCCUACUCUCCAUUCUCCACCAGUUUUCCCUUGGCUUGGCUUCCCACUUUCUCCUCUCCCGGAAAAGUUGAAUCUCCGAUAAACUAUGAGCUGCAAAGAUUUUCUCUCCCCCACCUCUGGGUUUUUUUCCCCCCUACCCCCCUCUUCUCGACAUUUUCUUUUCGCUUGACUGAAGGUUUGGUAAGAGGAACGGCCUUGCUGAACUUCCCAUUCGGCAAAACUCCCUUCCUUCUUCUCCUUUUUUUUUUUGUGUGUGUGUCAAUGAAAGAAUUGUUUUGGAACCAGGAACCUGCCCAAGCGGAGACCUCUCCGGAUGCCUUCCUGACCUGAUCUUACUCUUUGGGAGCAAGCUUAAAAAGAAAAAAAAAUUAAAUCAAUAAAAAGAAAAGGGUUGGGGAGGGAAGGAGGAAAUGAAAUCCGGUUUAGAGCUGGGGAGGAAGGAAGAAAAACCCAAAACAAAACAGAAACCCCUAUUGAAGAGAUGAAGGAAGGGAGAUGUGGGAUUUUAUUGCCUGGAAAGAAUUCGCAGUGGCUGAUGUGCUGAAUGCUAAAAUGGCUGCAGAAAUGCACUGGAGGAGCUGAUCCGGCCCCAAAUGCAGAGCAAGAAAACCAUCCGGUGUUAAAAGUUCAGUCCCUGUUCCUGCUCUGCGACAUCACAACUAAACUUCACAGAGUUGCAACCGGAGAAGCAAAAAUGUUCCCACCUGAGGCCGAGCAGCCGCUGGAUCCCAUCGCUUUGAAGCAUGGCCAUGCUCGCCAGAAAAGCUGGUAACCAGCAGAAAAGACCCCUGGUCUCGGGAACGUCAUUAUGUGGAGCUGUGAAGCCCUCAAUGGUUCCAAAAACACCGAGGACCAGAAUCUGUGCCACGAUUUUCAUCUGGUCAUUUCCAUUUUCUCUUUGCUCUACCUCAUCAUCUGUUUCCCCGUCGGCCUUUGUUAUAAUGGGCUCUUGGUUGUGGUCAACCUGUGUAACAAAGCUACGAUGACCAUGCCGGACGUCUACUUUGUCAACAUGGCCAUCGCUGGCCUCAUCAUCAACGCCAUCGCCCCCAUGUACCUGCUGGGACCUACCAGCACCAAGUGGGCCAUCUGGAAUUUCAACAACGAAGUCUACAUCACCUUGCUGAUUCUAUUCAACGUCUCCUCCUUGGUGAUCAUGUACUCCAUCGCCUUGCUCAGCCUGGACUACUACAUCGAGCGGGCUCUGCCGAGGACUUACAUGUCCAGCGUGUACAACACAAAGCACGUCUGCGGGUUCAUCUGGGGAGGGGCCAUGCUGACCAGCUUCUCCUCUCUCCUCUUCUACAUCUGCAACCACGUCUCCACCAAAAUUAUUGAGUGCUCCAAGAUGCAGAACAAAGAAGCCGCGGACGCCAUCAUGGUGUUCAUCGGUUACGUUGUGCCGGCCGUCGCCGUGCUCUACGCACUCGUGCUGAUCUUGCGGAUACGCAAGGAGGCCACGCCCCUGGACCAAGACACUGGAAGACUGGACCCCUCUGUGCAGAGGCUUCUGAUCGCCACCGUUUGCACCCAGUUCACCCUGUGGACACCUUACUACGGGACCCUGAUGGUCAGCACGCUGGCCACCAUGCAAGGCAAAGCAGUGGAGGAGAGCUAUGGCCGGGCCUUGCAUUUCACGAAGGGGCUCUCCAAAUUCCUGGCUUUUUCCAGCAGCGUUGUCCUGCCUUUGCUCUAUCGGUAUCUCAGCAAAAACUUCCCGGGGAAACUGCAAAGGCUGCUGAAAAAGCUGCACUGCGGGAAUCAGCCGUGUUCGCACGAACGCACAGUGGUUCAACAAAUUGUCACGUAGGUAUGGAGGAACGCUGGUGGGCGCCGGGUUGCCGAGCGGAGUCUGGAGGUUGCUGCCGAGCGAGGAGGGCACGCGAAUGUCAGCGCCUCGCUGUCCUAGGCCUACCCAGGUAGCGACUCUGUGGAGGAAACUGUUGGGAAUCCUGUCUGUGGGUUAAAAAUCGUGGCUUGGUUCCACGAAUUUCAAUGCACUGAGUCAGUUUUACAGGAUUAAGCUUUGUUUUAGCAAUCUUGUGUGAAGAAGGAAAAAACAAACAAACCCACAGUAGGAUUUUUGACCGAACACCUAGCACUUUGUAAUCUUGUAGAAUUUAAAACGAAAAAGAGGUAUUUUUAUGUUUUCGUAUAAAAUAAUAUGAAUUUUAAAAUUUACAAAGCAGUUUUAUGUCAAGGUCGGAGCAGCAACCUUUUCAGUUAGGAUAAUGUCCAUUAAUAAUUGCACUGGUCAAAUUGUGUAACAGCCUUAGUAGGAUACUACGUUUUUUUUCCUAAUCUGCGGAGUUACGAUUUAAACAAAAUCUUUACUUCUAACUCUGAAGGUUUGAAGGUUUCUCUUCGAACGCAGCUGUGUUUUCCUCCAUUUACAAACGAACAAAAAAAAAAAUGGGUUUCCCCCAUUUUCUUGACUUUACACUGUAAAAGCAUUUCAAUCGAUCGAAAGUAUGUAACUUUGCAGAAACUGUAGGAUGUUGCUACGUCUAGUAAAAUGAAGGACAGUUUAAGAUGAAGUCAAGCUUAAGGUGCCAACGAAAAACCCGGUUGCAUUUAGAAGAAAAGGGCACCUACUGAAUCACUCACAGAUAUUCCUUAGGACGUACAACUUUCUUUUCAUGACUGAAUUAAAAGCAAGGCUCAAAGAAUGUUUGCGGGAUAUUGAUGGACCAAAGGGAUGGAAGAGAUAACACAAUGGUGUGAAGGUACACAGGGGACAACAAGGAUUUCUUAUAAUUCUGGUCCUCAUUUUUAUGCUGCUUUAAAUUCUAGUUCUCUCUCUACUCAGUAGUGCCAUGUCUCUUCUGUCCCUUUAGUUGGGCCCAACAACAAGCUAGCAUGAAGUAGGCUAGGCUAGGCUACUAAAAGCCAUAUAUACCAUGUCAUCCUACGUGCACAUAAGGACAAUGUUUUGUAUCUGCUCCACCCCCAUUAUCACCAGAAAAGCUGUCCAAGAGGCUGGGAGAUCCUCCAGAGGUCACCACAUCCUAGAACAAAGAGCUGGAAAAAGGGGUGAGGAACAUCUCUAGAUGUUCAGAUGGCCUCCAACACAGGGCAACUGUUUUUCAGUUUAACUGGCUGCCUCCUAGGCAUAACAGAAUAAAAGAGUUGGAAGGGACCUUGGAGGUCUUCGCUCAAACAGGAGACCCUCUACCAUUCCAGAUAAAUGGCUGUCCAAUCUCUUCUUGAAAACCUCCAGAGAUGAAGCAUCCACAACCGCUGAAGGCAGGUCGUUCCACUGAUUCAUUGUCCUUGCUGUCAGGAAGUUUCUCCUUAGUUCUAGGUUGGUCCUCUCCUUGUUUAGUUUCCAUCUGUUGCUUCUUGUCCUGCCUUCUGGUGCUUUGGAGAAUAGGCUGACCCUCUCUUCUUUGUGGCAGCCCCUCAAAUAUCGGAACAUACUCUCCGUGUUCCUCGGCUGAAAGAGAUGAUGAGAGUUGAAGUCCCAACUCCACCGGAGGUCACCAAGUAGGGGAGAAAAGACUAGAUGAUACGAAGCGGUUUUGCUUCUUCAGAGGUGAGGUGAAAUCAGGAUUUUUGGGUUUUUUGGCUGGCUGGUCUUGCUUCUACCAAGCUGCCAUUCAUAACAAUUGUGAUUUGCUCCAGCUGACAUUUUGGCUGGGACACAGUGCCAGGAUCCGAGAGAUGUAGGCUUGUAGAACAAAUAGUUGAGUCUUCUGUAAGAGGCCUUGAGGGUUGAACUGAGAGAUUAUCGGAGUUAAGACGCUAAUUUAGCCUAGGGAGUUACCACAAAGUCUAAUUUAGUGGAGGGAGUUGCCAAGGUUCUCCACAGGUAAGGAAGAAAACAAUAGCCUGUAUGUUUGCCGGGCUCCAAGGUGUCUUUGGCUUAGCCGAAGUCUGAUUAGCCUUACCGUCUAGGUCAGGGGUCUUCAACCUUGGCCACUUUAAGCCUAGGUACAGAGGAGCUGGGGCGAGGAACAGGAGCUCACCCCGUUGCGCGUCGGGUCUCGAACGGGGCCAUCGACUUUCCAGCUGACAAGCUCAGCUUCUUGAACCACUCAGCCAUCAUGCCUCUCUCUAUAACUCUACUAUACUACUAUAACUCCCAUAAACCCAAGAGGCGCAACCUUUUUUCGUUCACCUUGACAGUCCUUACUUCUCUCUCCCUUGAAACCUCUCUGGGCCAUCCUGGUUUCUUCAGACCGAAGAAAGCUAGUUUCUCGUUUCUCUUCCAACGGACAAUGUCUUUGGCUUAUUUCAGGCUAGGCUAAAUUAUUGGGAUCUUUGAGUCCCUGCAGGAUUUCUUACCAGCCAUCAACGCUGGAUAUAAAUUCAGCGGUGGGACUUCCUCUUUCCCAAACUAAGCAUUCCUAGGUCAAAAGACAAUUCGAUGCUUUGUAAAACAAAAAAACCAGGAGCCAAAUGCUCAUGCCUUAUGUAAUUCCAACUCCACGUUACUAAUAUCCUGUAUCUGAAGCCACUUUAGUUCAAAACAUUUACAUAUUUCUUCCCAAAUCUUACUCACUGCUAAUAUCCUAAGAGGCGUGCCUUUUCCCAUUAAAACUGAGUCAGUAUUAGAGGGAAGAAAAAAAACAAAAAAUUCAGUAUGAACCUAGUAACCUCUAAACUGGUUUCCAGAAAUGUUCCACAAAACCACUAAUGUUUAUUUUUAGAUCUCAAAUGCUAUCACUUUCAAACAACUGCAUUCACUUUUCGUAAACUCUGAAAUCAGGAGUGUUUUCCAGACCAGAAUUUUAGUGAGGUCCAAAAAGCUAACAAGUAGGUAUUUUUUAAUACAACCAGUAACCUAAGGCAAAUGUGAUGGAAGAAUGGAGAUAGAAAAUUUGAGGGGAUAAGAUUUGGAAAUCUGUUCUCAUAUGGACUUUUAGCACGCAUUUCUGCUUAAGCCUCCGAAAGAUUCCAGCUAUUUUUGUAAAUAAAAGUAUAUGCCAUUAGUCGCUGAACACAUGAAACAAUCUACUGAUGUAAAAAAAAAACAUUUAAAAGAAUUUAUUAAAUUAUUUCCUAAGAUUCAGAUUUUAUCACAGUUGAAGACUAAACUAGCUCAAUGAAAAGUACUGUAUCUGGUCAUACAUAACAGAAGUUCAGCACAGGAGUGCUGAUAUUAACAGUAUUAUUUCAGAAUAGUAUUUUUUUUUUUUUUUGAAAUGAUUUUAUGAUUUGUAGGUCUCCUUUUAACCGGGGAGGCAGUUACGCCAAAUCAAUAAACUGAUAAAUUGUUUA
Molecule: messenger RNA, 5477 nt
Organism: Pantherophis guttatus
Lineage: Eukaryota; Metazoa; Chordata; Lepidosauria; Squamata; Colubridae
Gene: GPR146
Product: G protein-coupled receptor 146
Biological process (GO): G protein-coupled receptor signaling pathway
Cellular component (GO): membrane
Molecular function (GO): G protein-coupled receptor activity
Source: RefSeq, a predicted model, not a curated record